CGAAAUGUCGUUGCCUGGCUCCCAUAUAAUAACAGACACAAAACACUAUACCACCCCAGAAGGGACAGUUCUGCAGCAGAACGCUUUUGACAUAUACAAAGUAUUUGACAAACUAGAAUGUCAGAGCAGUCAUGUCAUGUAGAAGAUCUUUGACGUGUUUUACAUUAUGUCCUUGAAUAGAGCACUCAUGUCCUUUAGAGAUUUGACUACUGUAAACAUAUAACCAUACAAUGACUCCAAUUUGUCAGCUAUUUUUCAGACUACUUUUGUGUAGUAUGUUUCUACAUAAUAUGCUAUUAUUAUAGCAUAAUAUGCUAUUAUGCUAUAAUAUAGCAUAUUUUGAGCUGAGCGAAAAUGUGGUUUCUGUUAUUUGUAGUUGUUAAAAAUACAGACUUGUGUCUGUACAAGCUCUUCUUUUAAACCACUAUUGAUAACGUGGUGGUCUUAUUUUUUUGGUAAAAAAAAAAAAAGAGUUACUGUCUCUUUAACUAGCAUGUAACACUUGCCUGCAAAAGGAACUUUAUGAGGUACAUUCAUAGAUCAAUAAAUGUUUUGUACCUUUAGCUGUACAAGAAGCACAACAGUUGUCUGAUCUUUGAUGUGAAAAUGAUACCUAUGCAGUACGUUAGCGUGAGGUGAUGACGUCACAGCCAACCCGUCUGUAGAUGUGUAACGUACCUGCACGCGCAUCCGUCGCGAAUGAAAUGACGCGCAGCAGCAGCAGGCGGCAGCAACUAUGAGGGUCGCCUCGCUCACCGCCUAAUAGCUCCAUAUUAUUAUUUCGUGUGCGUGUCACCCAUAUUAAUAUACGUUCGUGAAGCUAUGUCGGUUGUGGUCUUGCUUGUAGCCACCGUGACGGUGAUGUGACAGCAUUUCUAGCCGCAUCUGUCUCGGCCAAGGACCCCCGGCGGUGCGUGCGCGGAGCUGUCAUGGAGAUGGAAGGACUGACUGCGGAACCCAACCGGAGGUGUGAGGAGGAAGCUGGCAUCGGUCUGCAGCUGGACCUCGCAGACACCGAUACAGCCAAGAAGAGUCAAAUAGAGAUGCCAUCCCCAUUUGGAACAGGCCAAGCUCAUGAGAAGAAGAUUGGCCACAGAAGAGUAGAUGCCUCCGGAGAAACAACCUACAAGAAGACCACCUCCUCCGCCUUAAAAGGGGCCAUCCAAUUGGGUAUUGGAUAUACUGUUGGCAACCUCAGCUCCAAGCCCGAGAGAGAUGUGCUCAUGCAGGACUUCUAUGUGGUGGAAAGCAUCUUCUUCCCCAGUGAGGGCAGUAACCUCACGCCAGCCCACCACUUCCCAGACUUCAGGUUUAAAACCUAUGCCCCCGUGGCCUUUCGCUACUUCAGGGAGCUGUUUGGGAUACGACCAGAUGACUACCUGUAUUCUCUCUGUAAUGAGCCACUGAUUGAGUUGACCAAUCCAGGAGCGAGCGGCUCCAUAUUUUACGUAACACGAGAUGAUGAGUUCAUUGUCAAAACUGUCCAACACAAGGAGGCAGAAUUCCUACAGAAGUUGCUUCCUGGUUACUACAUGAACUUGAACCAGAACCCUCGGACGCUGCUGCCCAAGUUCUUUGGCCUCUACUGUGUCCAGUGCGGGGGGAAAAACAUCCGGGUUGUCGUGAUGAACAAUAUUCUUCCACGCUCUGUUCGUAUGCACCUUAAAUUUGACCUGAAGGGCUCCACUUAUAAGAGACGAGCAUCCAAGAAGGAACGAGAGAAGUCCAAACCCACUUUUAAAGAUCUGGACUUUUUGAGUGAUGUUCCUGAGGGCCUUAGUUUGGACCAGGAUACAUACAACGCUCUGGUCAAAACUCUGCAAAGAGACUGUCUGGUGCUGGAAAGUUUUAAGAUUAUGGACUACAGUUUACUCCUUGGUGUCCACAGCAAGACACAAGCAGAAAGAGAGCGUCAGUCCCAGGGUUCUCCAGCAGAUGGCGCUGAUGAAACGCGUCCUGUCGGCCAGAAAGCUCUGUACUCCACUGCAAUGGAGUCUAUACAGGGAGGGUCCAGAUGCAGGGAAACUCUGGACCGUGAUGACACAAUGGGGGGCAUUCCAGCUGUGGGAGUUAAAGGAGAGCGCCUGCUCUUGUUUAUCGGUAUCAUUGACAUUCUGCAGUCUUAUCGGUUGAUUAAGAAAUUGGAGCACUCCUGGAAGUCUCUCAUCCAUGAUGGGGACACAGUAUCCGUUCACAGACCAGGUUUCUAUGCUGAGCGCUUCUACAAAUUUUGUAGCAACGUCGUCUUCAAGAAGAGUUGCUCAUUGAGACCGUCUCCUUCUAAACGAGGACGAGGAGCUCUUUCCAUGUUCAAGUCCAGUGCUGGUGGAUCUGAGCUAAGGAGCCAGCAUCCCUCACAGAGUGAUGAGAAGCAAGAAAACAUGGACAACCUGGAGAGCCUGCGAGGACCUCAUAGCUUUGUCGUGUUGGAGGACAGUGGGCGAGAGCCACCCUGCACACCUCCCUCCUUUGAAGACGCCACCACAGCAUCAAUCGCCACCACGCUCUCCUCUAACAACUCCUUACCCACCACCCCCUUCGAUACACCCGAGCACCCACGCUGCAGGAAACAAAUGCUCUCACCCAAGUCCCACAAAGAUGUAGUUGAGGUUCACGAGAAGAAGCAGGACACCAUAACAGUUGAGGUGGAGCUCAGUAAAAUUCCAGCCAGCACCGAGCUCACACAGAGGACAGAAGCAACCUCGCCAGCUGACAGUCAGCCCAGCUUCAUUCCUCCAUCCACUCCUCCGUCUUUCAGUCCUUCAUCUGCACAUUCCUCAUCCACCCUUCCUCCCACCUUCAUCUCUUCCUCCACCACUGCUCAGUCAGCUUGCCAGUCCUCCUCCACACUUUCCAGUUCCAUCCGCCCAUCCACCAAACCACUCACCUCUCCAUCCUCCCCCCUCACCCACAUCGUCCCUCACACACAAACCCCAGUGACCCGAAAUGUUGCCACUCUGCCGCCCUCCUCAGCAUUUACCCCCAUCUGUCCCGCAUCCUCUCAGUCUUCCAUGCAGAGCUCCCCUCCUCAUCUUUCUGAGACUCUCCCCACUGGCGAGCCAACAGGCUCUCUAGCUGUGCAAGACUCAAGCAAUCAGCUGUCUGUCUCCAGCAGCCACGACUCGUUGGACGGGGAAGUGCAGGUUUCUGAUAUCUACUUUUAUGCAGACGGACGAUAUUGGGUGUACUCUCCUGUUCUUGGCCGUCGUAAGCUAAACUCUUGCUCGAGUUACACUCAGACUCAGGAGGACCGGAGCUGUAUGCAUUCUCCUCACUAUGGCUCAGAGAAUGACUUGCCAUGAGGAAGGAGGCAGCGGAUUUAAUGAUAUUUUAAUGCUGGUAACUUAAGCUGCAUGUGGACUUCUUGCAGCUGUGAAACCCAUCAGUUAAAAAUGUAACAUAACAGCAUUUAGAUUCAUCCUUUCAUGCAAAUACAUACAUACUAUAUCCGUAUAUAUGCAAGCAAAACAAGUAUCCUCAAGCUUUGCUUUUGAACAAUCUGAAAGAACACUGUGAUUGAGUGUUGAUGGCUCUGUCAGCAGUGGCUAUGCAAUAUGGACACAUAUUCUGUGUGUUUAUUUUUAGUAAAAGGCACAGGAUGUAUCAUUUAUUUAUUUGCGCUUUUUUAAGGCACUUUUAAAAUGAACAUUUUACAUUAUUGUCAUUUAUAUUUGUCAGAGACAUAUUGUCCUGUGCAUUGUUUAUGCACACUGUACUGUCAUGUCAUAUUUGUCAUGCCUUAGUGUCAUGCAUUUAUAUCCACAUUAUUAUGAAUGUUUAUUGGGAGAUAUUCCCGUUUGAGCAGCAGUAGCAGCCACGGAUAUACUAAUUUUCAAGUUAAGGGAAAAAUAUGCAUUGUACAUACAGUAUAAUGUACAUUUAUGUAUGCCUGUUGAUCUGUAAAUAACAUCAUCCGAAUACUGUUGGAAGAAGUAGCAUUGUUGACAUCAUAUCGUCAACUUUAUUUUAGACACAUACAGUACAUGGUCCAUAAAACAUAAAAACAAGACGCAAUAAAAAUGUAUGUAAUGUGUAAGUAAAGAUGCCAGUGUUUCCACAGCCUGGAGAAAAACCUGACGGAACUUUGUACAGAGUUGGUCAGACUAUAUUCGUAUGAUGCUGUUAACAGAGCAUGUUAGCUCAACCCUACUAGUGAUUUUAUACUAAUUUGCAUUAACUUUCUCAUGAACUCAUGCAAAAUUCUCCCAAUAAUACAGUAAACUAUUUGUGCAUGAUCUGUAUGUGCAUGUAUGGGUAAUUGUGAGACAUUUUUGUUCUGGUUGGUGUCCAAACGUUGUCGAUAUAUUGAUGUGGGACACCAUCUAUCAGCAUGUUGACUGUGUCUGAAGUCUCACAUAUUGUACCUGGAUGUUUGUAGUGUUAAUUCAGUUGAUUCAGAGAAGUUGUGUACCGAAUAAAGGGCAUGUUCAUGGUAA
Messenger RNA from Doryrhamphus excisus (bluestripe pipefish), 4436 nucleotides. Its product is annotated as phosphatidylinositol 4-phosphate 5-kinase type-1 alpha-like. Lineage: Eukaryota; Metazoa; Chordata; Actinopteri; Syngnathiformes; Syngnathidae. Gene Ontology annotation, biological process: phosphatidylinositol phosphate biosynthetic process. Gene Ontology annotation, molecular function: 1-phosphatidylinositol-4-phosphate 5-kinase activity. Gene Ontology annotation, cellular component: plasma membrane. The record is from RefSeq and is a predicted model, not a curated record.